UAUAUGUUCUUUGGCAGAGCGCACAGUUGAGUAGUCGCUUUUGUACACUGCCUGAAAACCAAAAUUAUUGGCAGCAUUUGAGAAGUCAUAUUAAGUUACAUAUAUCAUAUUUGCGAAAAUUUGGACGUGAUAAUAAUCUUUGAGAACGCUAUUAAAUUAAGUUACAAAAUGUCGUACCCACCAAGACCACCAAUGCCGCCUUACAUGAAUCCGUCUAUUCCACCGCCUCACUUAAUGUCGCCUUUGGGGAAUUCAACAAUUCGUACUUUUCGCAACUCCGCAACAAUAAGUUCGCAGCCUACAGUGUACCAACGCCCGCCUGACACAGUGCCACAGUUCAGAGGCCCAAUUAUUACUGUGUUUGUUGGAAACAUUAGUGAACGAGUACCGGAGGUGCUAAUUAAAAGAAUUCUGUCUGCAUGCGGGGCUGUUGUUAACUGGAAGAGAGUAUCGACUUUUGGAUUCUGUGAAUAUGAUGGUCCUACCGCUGGAAUGCGAGCAGUUCGAUUAUUAAGUGAAUUGGAGCUUGAUGGAAAAAAACUUGUAGCUAAAGUGGACGCCAAAAACAAGCUCCUUUUGGAUAAUUUCAAAGAGGAGGAAUUAAAAAAUGGGUUAUCAGAAGUUAUAAAUGAAGGUGCUGAGGAUGAAAACGUUCUUAGUCAGAUUAGGGUAAUACUAAUGGAACAUAAGCAUGAAUUUGAUGAUUUCGAUUCCAAUGCUCGUAAUGAUGUAUUUGCCAAUCGAAGUAAUAAAUUAAAAACUAAUCGACAAGAUGAUGUUAAAAUGAGCAAAGUUCUACAUGAGACAAAUUUAGAGGAAGAAAAACGUAACUUGAUUAGCAGUGAAAUAGGGAAAUUUCGUAAAAGAGCUGAAGCUGAUGAACAUAGAAAAGAAAAGGAAAAAGAAAAGGAGCAGAAAAAAAAGGAAGAAAAAGAUAAGGAAAUUAUAAAGUCGAAGGGUAAUACGAGUGAUCAGGAUUGGGAUACAGAUGAAGACGUCAUACUUACAAGCAAUGGAAGGAAGGAGCGCGUAAUUGAAACGUCACCUGCACGUAAGGAAAGAUUCCGUGAUAUUAAGGAUAUUAGACGUAAAAGAACCCGAUCACGAUCUAAAGAUAGGGAGCGUGAAUAUAGAGAACGUGAAAGAGAGCGUGAAAGAGAACGAGAGCGGGAAAGAGAUCGAGAAAUGCGUGAAAAAGAACGAGAGAGGGAAAAAGAACGGGAAAGGGAAAGGGAUGACAAACAAGUGAAAAAUGUUCGCGACAUUCAGAAAGAGAAAGAAAUAGAGGAGGAAUUAAGAGAAAGAAAAAAGGCUGAAAAAAAAGCACGUGAAAAGGAAGAUGCCUAUCAGCAGAGAUUAGCCAAUUGGGAACUGAGAGAAAAGCGUAAAACUAAAGAAUACGAAAAAACAAAUAAUAAAGAAGUUUUAAAACGUGAGGAACGGGAAAAGGAAGCAAAGCGGCUAAAGGAGUUUUUAGAGGAUUACGACGAUGAAAGAGAUGACGUGAAGUAUUACAAGAAUCGAGAACUGCAACGUCGUUUAGCGGAACGAGUUCGAGAAGCUGAUAUAGAUGCAAAGGAUAGAAACAAAGAGCAAGAAGAACUUGAGGAACUGAAAAACAAAAUAUUUAAUGGUGAAUUUGAAAAUCCAUCUCUAGAGUAUGAAAGAGCUAAAAAAGAGCGUGAAAAUCUUUAUAAACCACAAAUUAUUAUUGAUGUAAAUUUGGAAAACAUAGCGCGCAAAGAAAAAGAACAAGCACAGUUAAAAGACCAACUUUAUUCAACAGUAAAGCGAGAUACAAAUAUUAAUAAAACAGCUCAAAGCAAAACAAAUUCAAGAUCAAUAGAGUCUUUCUUACAUAGUGAAACUAUAUUGCAAACAGAAUUGGUAUCAAAUCUUUGUCCCUACAGCAGGCAUGGGUCUGAAUCAUUAGACUAUGGAGCUGGUUCAAAGGAAGGUGACAAAUUAUCCUCUCAAUUGCCAAAUAUAUCAAACUUCCACAAUGAAACAAUUUCAACACCACCAAUGUCAGCAACAGUCAUAACUCUAAAUCUUGGCGCCAAUGCAAAAAAAAAGAAAAUCGACACAACAGGAGUCUUUAAUAAUGAUGAAGAUGUGGAUGAAUCAAACAAUUCCAAAAAACGAAGACUAGUACCAUUAGAUUACGAUGACAAAGGUGAAAAAACUGAUCCAUCGAGCCCACAAAAAUCGAGUUUAACUGGAAUGAAAGCAUCAUUAAAAAAACACUUGAAACAUGAAUCCGCCCCUGCAGAUACAAAUAAUGUAAAAAAAGAAGAGGUUUUGAAAGUGCAUGAUGAAAAGCGUCGGCAUAUUAAAAGUAUAAUCGAUAGAAUUCCUACACAAAAAGAUGAUCUUUUCAGUUACAAACUUGAUCGCAAUGAAAUUGAUAAUAAUUUAAUGGAACGUAAGAUUCGACCUUGGAUAAAUAAAAAAAUUAUUGAAUAUAUUGGAGAACCAGAGCCUACGUUAGUAGAUUUUAUAUGCUCUAAAGUUUUAGCUGGGAGUUCACCACAAAGCAUAUUAGAUGAUGUGCAAAUGGUUUUAGAUGACGAAGCUGAAGUAUUUGUUGUAAAAAUGUGGAGACUGCUUAUUUAUGAAGUAGAUGCAAAAAAAUUUGGAAUAUGUAAAUAAAAGCAAAAUACACUACAGACAAACUUACCACUUAAAAAAAUUCAAAUAAAACACAAAAUAAAAAUUUAUUAACAUACUGUAGUUAAUUAAUAUAAGAUUGUGGCUGUCCGGGCGUAGCAUUUUAGUAGAUGUACAGAUGUUUGUUGUGAAAAAGUAAGAAAUUGAAACUAAGCUUAGCUUACCUGUCCUUUAUUUAGUAUUUACAUAUUCCAAGAUCCCAGCGUGAGUAAAAAUACAUGCAGACCAUAAGAAUUAAAGUCAAAUAAAGCAGUAGAGUAACUUAUUAAAUUCUGAGCUGUUCCAGUAUCGAGACCAGCACUGCAUUGCAGCAAUGAUUAUAUAUUUUUGCUAUGUAUUAUUAUUAAUUGGUCAUAAAUUUGUGAGGUGCAA
Messenger RNA from Teleopsis dalmanni, 3042 nucleotides. RefSeq names its product RNA-binding protein 25. The coding region runs from base 169 to 2652 and encodes 827 amino acids. Gene Ontology annotation, biological process: mRNA processing; regulation of alternative mRNA splicing, via spliceosome. Gene Ontology annotation, cellular component: spliceosomal complex. Gene Ontology annotation, molecular function: mRNA binding. Lineage: Eukaryota; Metazoa; Arthropoda; Insecta; Diptera; Diopsidae. The transcript has 10 exons. The record is from RefSeq and is a predicted model, not a curated record.